CCUCCCUCUCUCUCUCUCUCUCUCUCUCUCCAUCCUCCCCCUUUUUCUUUCCCAUGUGCUCUUUUUCCUCUCCUUAUAGCAACAGGUCGUCCUCUCAUUAUCCUAUUUGUCUCCGACCCCUCUCAACCCUAAUCUCUCCCUCCGAAAGCUCUCCGCGCACUUCCCUUAAAAGAACCGUCGGUGGUCCUCCAUGUCUCCACCCUCCUUCUAACAUAUAGAAAGAGUGGCCCAAAUCAGGUUUUUUUUUCUAGGAGGAAAAUGAUGCAGAGCGAUCAAGGACUAGGGAUGGAGAUGGCCGGGGGAGGAGGAGGAGAGUGUUCGUCGUCGGUCAUGGCAGCGGCCGAGGAGGAGCACAGAGGGAUCGACGCGCAGCUGGCGAAUUCCCACCACCUGUUGCGGUCGUACGCAGCGCAUCACCGCGCUAUCCUCUCGCCUCAGGACAAACAGGAGCUCGACUCGUUCCUCGCGCAGUAUUUGUUUGUGCUGUGCUCGUUCCGCGAGCAGUUGCAGCAGCACGUCCGUAUUCACGCCGUAGAAGCUGUGAUGGCUUGCAGGGAGAUCGAGCAGUCCUUCCAAGAAAUCACUGGUGCGACUCUUGACGAAGGAACAGGAGCAACAAUGUCAGACGACGAAGACGAGUUUCACCCGGAAAUACCUCUUGACAUGGGGUUCGAUGGGAACGAUAUGAUGGGAUUCGGUCCUCUUCUUCCCACUGAAUCCGAGCGAUCCUUGAUGGAGAGAGUCAGACAAGAGCUCAAGAUUGAACUUAAACAGGGAUUUAGGUCGAGGAUAGAAGAUGUGAGAGAGGAGAUACUAAGGAAGAGGAGGGCGGGAAAGUUGCCGGGAGAUACCACCUCUGUGUUGAAGCAAUGGUGGCUACAACAUUCCAAGUGGCCGUACCCUACAGAGGAUGACAAAGCGAAACUUGUGGAGGAGACUGGUUUGCAGCUGAAACAAAUCAACAACUGGUUUAUAAACCAACGAAAACGCAACUGGCAUAACAAUUCACAAUCAGCAACAACUUUGAAGUCCAAGCGCAAAAGGUAAGAGAUGCUACUGAUUGCGGAACACUCAAAUCAACACGGCCGCAGAGG
This is a messenger RNA of Asparagus officinalis (garden asparagus), 1094 nucleotides long. RefSeq names its product homeobox protein knotted-1-like 3. NCBI's taxonomy places the organism in Eukaryota, Viridiplantae, Streptophyta, Magnoliopsida, Asparagales, Asparagaceae. Gene Ontology annotation, biological process: regulation of DNA-templated transcription. Gene Ontology annotation, molecular function: DNA binding. Gene Ontology annotation, cellular component: nucleus. The record is from RefSeq and is a predicted model, not a curated record.